This is a messenger RNA of Pocillopora verrucosa, 2005 nucleotides long. Lineage: Eukaryota; Metazoa; Cnidaria; Anthozoa; Scleractinia; Pocilloporidae. The record is from RefSeq and is a predicted model, not a curated record.
CCUGGUUUCAUCAACCUGAACGAGUGGCGUGAAAGGCGAAUGACGUGUAGCAGCUGAUUGGUGAUAUCAAGCACACGUGAAAAAACUUGCAGAAAUGAGAUUUGAGCUGGAUCAAACAUUCAUAGACACCCUGAAUAAAUUGAAUUUGCGGUGGAUGCGUGACCGUAUCUCAAGAAUGUGGCCUCGGUGGGUGGCAGCAGCCAAACAGUUCACAACAGAGGGAUCACUACGCAGCAAACAUCAUGUCAAAAAGAUUUUUAUUUUCUUAGGCACGUAUGCUUAUCAACCCAUGUGGCUGGAUAUGGCUUUCACGGGUGCACCUCUGGGAGAGAUGGUGCAGUGGAGCGAUCUGAUAGCGGCGUUGUACAUUUUGGGACAUGACGUGACAAUCUCCGUCAACUCCACUACGUACCAGAGUUAUAUGUCGACUCCAAAGUUUCGUGGUUGUGCUGAUAUAUUCGAGCCUGAAUUUGACCUGAUUUACACAGACUACAAUGGGUUUACCAACAUGUUCAGGCACAUUACUCCAAAUUUGUCGCCUUAUAGAUGCCGAAUAAGAAUUCUUGAUUCCUUUGGAACGGACGCACAGUUUAACUAUGGAGCAUAUAAAGGCGUGAUACCUGGCGAAAAGACAGCGUGGGCGCGAGCUGAUAUCAAUCUUCGGCAGAUCAUGACAAUGUUUCCUCAUAGUCCAGAUAACUUGUUUCUGGGCUUUGUGGUUGGUGAACCUAUUCCAGAAGACGUUAAACCAUUGAAGAAAAAACCGAUCGGACUCGUUUAUGGCAAAGAAGCUAGCUUCUGGCGGGGAAAAAGAGAAUACCUCGACACGUUACAUAAACAUUUAGAAAUACAUGGAACGUUCUCUGCUAUGUCGGAAGCAGAGAUCAAAGAAAAUAUUCCUGAGUACGUGAUAUCACAUGGCAUUCUUAGUAAACCCGACUUAGAAAAACUUUUACAGGAAACUAAGGUGUUCAUAGGUCUCGGAUUUCCGUAUGAAGGCCCUGCACCCCUGGAAGCAAUAGCACAAGGAUGUAUUUUUCUAAAUGCCAAGUUUGACCCUCCGCAUAAUCGCCUCAACACAGGAUUCUUCAAGUUGAAACCAACUCUUAGAAACCUUACAUCACAGAAUCCUUACGCCGAAGUCUUCAUCGGAAAGCCACACGUGUUCACCGUUGAUAUUUCUAAUCUUUCACAUGUGGAAGAGGCUGUGAAGGAGAUGUUAAGAACUGAGGUCAAGCCUUACCUUCCUCAUGAAUGGACGCAUAAAGGCAUGCUGGAACGCGUGAAUGCUUUCACAGAAUAUUAUAACUUUUGUGAACAUAUCGAGCGGUGGCCUCCAUUGUCAGAAAUGAUACUAUCAAUGGGUGCAGCUGGAAAAUCGUGCGUUGAUGUCUGCAAAGAACGUGAAUCACUGUGUGAGCCGACCUUUUUUGUGGACAUUAACCGUACAGAAGAUCUUAAAAAGUUUGGAAUGAAGUGUAGCGCUGUGGAGACCAAAGAGUCACUGUUAGCUCCAAGUUACGAUGUGUCAACCCACAUGUGCACGCUACAGAAACAGCCUAUCCUCUUUACAUGCGUGGCUAAAGAACCUUCUGCCAGACGCCUUUGUCCAUGCAGAGACUUUCAAACACAACAGGUGGCGUUUUGUAAACAGUGCCAUUAGUAACUGUCACAAAACAGGCUUCUGUACGGAAAUAGGAAUUUAAUGAAGUUGCUGAAUUUAUAUUAAACACGAAUGAUGACGAUUACAUCUCAUUGAAGAAAAAAAAGGGAAAUGGUAUUAUUGGUAAGACACACCUUUUAUUUAUUUACGUCGUGUUGUCGGGAUCAUGCUGCAAUUAUUUGUCCUAAAAAACGUCCUUAUUUACUCCGAUUUAUGCGUUGUUUGGAUGGCAAAACGCUCGUUGCCUUCUUUUCGUGAAUUCCAGAGUCCUUCCUUAGUUAUAUGUCAAUUUUGUAGCCUCUCUAAUUUAUGACAUCUAUCCGUGUUUUCAUUCGCUUCUCG